Messenger RNA from Gavialis gangeticus (Gharial), 1505 nucleotides. RefSeq names its product molybdenum cofactor synthesis 3 (gene MOCS3). Bases 1 to 1242 code for a protein of 413 amino acids. The record is from RefSeq and is a predicted model, not a curated record. NCBI's taxonomy places the organism in Eukaryota, Metazoa, Chordata, Crocodylia, Gavialidae. Gene Ontology annotation, molecular function: thiosulfate-cyanide sulfurtransferase activity; URM1 activating enzyme activity; adenylyltransferase activity. The transcript has 2 exons. Gene Ontology annotation, cellular component: cytosol; cytoplasm. Gene Ontology annotation, biological process: tRNA wobble position uridine thiolation; protein urmylation.
AUGGCGGGACCCAAAAGCGCCCGGAACUCCGCGGCCGAGAUCGCACGCUACAGCCGGCAGCUGGUGCUGCCGCAGCUGGGGGUGCGCGGGCAGCUGCGCCUGGCUUCCUGCUCCGUGCUGGUGGUGGGCUGCGGCGGGCUGGGCUGCCCCCUGGCCCAGUACUUGGCGGCAGCGGGCGUGGGGCGCCUGGGGCUGUUGGACCACGACGUGGUGGAGACGAGCAACCUGCAGCGCCAGGUGCUGCAUGACGAGGCGGCAUGGGGCACCCCCAAGGCCUUCUCGGCUGCAGCCGCGGUGCGGCGCCUCAACUCGGCGGUGCAGUGCGUGCCCUACCCAGUGGCGCUGGGCCCCGCCACUGCCCUGCAGCUGGUGCGGCAGUAUGACGUGGUGGCUGACUGCUCCGACAACGUCCCCACACGCUACCUGGUCAGCGACGCCUGUGUGCUGGUUGGGAAGCCGCUGGUGUCAGCCAGUGCCCUGCGCCUGGAGGGGCAGCUGGUUGUGUACAACCACAAUGGGGGGCCCUGCUACCGCUGUCUCUUCCCCACGCCGCCCCCGCCAGAGACAGUGACCAACUGCGCCGAUGGCGGGGUGCUGGGCGUGGUGCCGGGUAUCCUGGGCUGUCUCCAGGCCCUGGAGGUGCUGAAGAUCGCGGCAGGAAUAGGCUCCUCCUUCAGCCAGUGCAUGCUGGUCUUCGAUGCCCUGGAAGGCCGAUUCCGCAACAUCAAGUUGAGACCAAAGAAAAGGGACUGUGCUGUGUGUGGGGACUAUCCCAUCAUUACUGCCCUGCAGGAUUAUGAAGCCUUUUGUGGCUCAUCCGCCACAGACAACUGUCGAACUCUAAGCCUGUUGCCCAGUGAUGACAGGAUCUCUGUGGAGGAGUACAAAAAGCUGCUGAAUGAGCAAGCCCCUCAUGUCCUAAUUGACGUUCGUCCCCAAGUAGAAGUGGAGAUCUGUUGCCUGGCACAUGCCCUCCACGUCCCUUUGAGUAAACUGGAAGAAAAGAAUGAAGAGUGUCUGGAAACUUUAGGGAAAAGAAUCUGUGAAGGAAAACAGAGAGCUAAUGGCACAGCAGCUUUCCCUGUCUAUGUCAUCUGCAAAUUAGGAAAUGACUCCCAGAAAGCUGUGCAAAUUUUGCAGGCAUUGUCUGUCAAGGAAUUUGGUUCUUUAGUGGUUAAAGAUAUCCGAGGAGGGCUUAUGGCUUGGGCUACCAAAAUUGAUCCAACUUUUCCUCAAUAUUAAUGAUCCAAAUAGAGAUCGUUAUCUCCAAGAAUGGAGAAAGGUCGUAACAGUUUACUGCUGUGUUGUUUAGAGUUGCAUCUUUUCAGUGCAGUUCUUACAUAGCAUGGACAAAACAGGGAGAAAAUAGCAAAUUAACACCCCCACCCCAAUUUAAGUGAAGGAUUUUAUUUUGUGUCUUUUAAUCAGAGCUUCUAGAGAAGUUUGGGAAUUCCUUUCUUUUUGAUAAAACAAAUAUUUUACAUAAAGGACAAUAUGCUACUCUG